Molecule: messenger RNA, 2816 nt
Organism: Callorhinchus milii (elephant shark)
Lineage: Eukaryota; Metazoa; Chordata; Chondrichthyes; Chimaeriformes; Callorhinchidae
Gene: rap1gapa
Product: RAP1 GTPase activating protein a
Exons: 25
Coding region: 177-2387 (736 amino acids)
Biological process (GO): activation of GTPase activity; regulation of small GTPase mediated signal transduction
Cellular component (GO): cytoplasm
Molecular function (GO): GTPase activator activity
Source: RefSeq, a predicted model, not a curated record
CUCGUGAUCUGUGGCAAAAGGAGAGAGGGGUCGAUAAAUCUUUUGUACGUGUGAGAAGCUCGCAGAAGCACGAUGGAGGAGACCUUAACCUCUCCGGUUCAUUAGAACUCCUGAGUCCGCAGCCCCGCACGCCUCCCACAGACCCCCUGUACCUCAAGAACACUGACCUGUUUGACAUGAUUGAGAAGAUGCAGGGCUGCAGAAUGGAUGAGCAAAGAUGCCCUCUUCCACCACCUCUGAAAACAGAAGAAGAUUACAUUCCCUACCCCAGUGUUCACGAGGUUCUCAAGAGACAGACCCCGUUUCCGAUUGUGCUUCUCCCCCAGUUUGGAGGCUACUGGAUCGAGGGCACCAACCACGAGCUUCCCAGCUCCCCAGAAACCGAUCAGCUCUCCUCCCCCUCCUCCAAACUCAAGCUGGAGACCAACAUUAUAGCCAAACUUUACCGCAAACACUUCAUGGGAAAGGAGCACUUUAACUAUUAUACCAUUGACAGUGCGCUGGGCCAUUUAGUAUUCUCCCUAAAGUACGACAUCAUUGGCGACCAGGAGCACCUGAGACUUCUGCUGAGAACUAAAUUCAGAACCUACCACGAUGUCAUCCCCAUCUCCUGUCUGACCGAAUUCCCGAAUGUGGUGCAAAUGGCCAAGCUCGUUUGCGAAGAGGUGAACGUGGACAGAUUCUUCCCGGUGUUAUACCCGAAGGCCUCCCGGCUGGUUGUGGCAUUUGAUGAGCACGUCAUCAGCAAUAACUUUAAGUUCGGGGUGAUCUACCAGAAGUUCGGGCAGACCUCGGAAGAAGAAUUAUUCACCAACACUGAGGAGAGCCCUGCCUUUGUGGAAUUUCUGGAACUGCUGGGCGAUAAAGUGGAGCUGCAGGACUUUAAAGGGUUCCGCGGGGGCCUGGAUGUGGCGCACGGACAGACGGGGACGGAAUCCGUUUACUGCAACUUCAGGAGCAAAGAAAUCAUGUUCCACGUCACCACCAAACUGCCCUACACCGAGGGCGACACACAGCAGCUGCAGCGGAAGCGACACGUGGGGAACGACAUCGUGGCCAUCGUGUUCCAGGACCACAACACUCCCUUCGUGCCCGACAUGAUCGCUUCCAACUUCCUGCACGCCUACAUGGUGGUGCAGGUGGAGAAUAGCUGCAGCGACAACACGCUCUACAAGGUUUCGGUCACGGCAAGGGAUGACGUGCCUUUUUUUGGCCCGCCUCUUCCCGAUCCGGCCAUAUUCCAGAAGGGUCCCGAAUUCCAGGAGUUUCUCCUGACAAAACUCAUCAAUGCGGAGUAUGCCUGUUACAAGGCCGAGAAGUUUGCUAAGUUGGAGGAGCGCACACGCUCAGCCCUGCUGGAGACGCUGUAUGAGGAGCUCCACGCCAACAGCCAGGCCAUGAUGGGGGUGGGCACCGAGGAUGAGAAGAUGGAGAACGGAGGCAGCGGAGGUGGGGGCUUCUUCGAGUCGUUCAAGCGAGUUAUUAGGAGUCGAAGCCAGUCGAUGGAUGCCAUGGGUCUGAGCAGUAAAAAACACAGCUCUGUCUCCACGAGUCACAGUGGCAGUUUCACCCACAGUCCAGGAGACAUCACCAAACCCCCAGGGAUUUCAUUGCUUGUUCCUGGAAAAAGCCCAACUAAACACGGAAGACGUGGCAGUGCCAUAGGGAUAGGAAGAAUAGAAGAGUCGUUGAUAAUUCCCGGGAAAAGUCCGACCAGGAAGAAAUCGGGACCCUUCAGCUCCCGCCGGAGCAGCGCCAUCGGGAUCGAGAACAUCCAGGAGGUGGCGGAGAGGAGGGAGAGCGCGUCCAGUACUCAGAAGACCCCGGACAGCGGCCACGUGUCCCAGGAGCCCAAGUCCGAAAACUCUUCCAAUCAGAGCUCCCCGGAGAUGCCGACCACCAUGAACAGGGCCACACUGAACCAGAAGGGCUCGAGUGACGGGAAUCAGGACCUCUCUCGCUCGUCCUCGAACACCAGCAGCUUUGCCAGCGUGGUGGAGGAGAGCGAGGCCCUGGAGGACUACGACACCGGAAUGGUAAUCAUGGACAGCCUCUCUUCGGCCGGGACGCCCCACAAGCGAGAUUCCUUCACCUACAGCACAUGGUUGGAGGACACGGCGAGCACAGCCAGUGCCGUCAGCACCGCCAGCUCUCCCGCAGGGGGGCCUCGGACAUUCCAGACUGACGUGACCAGAGCUGGAGACUCACCCAGGCCGGAGGUCAAAAUCAAGCUGGAAAAACCAGAGCAGCACAAACACAGUCAGAGCCACCAAAAGCGACACAAGCUGCUGGAGCUGAGGAAAAGCCGGAUGACAGCCAGUAGCGAGGACGAGGGGUCGUUACCAUUACCCAAGCGGGAACCAGCCGACGGCAAACCGGCAAAGUGAGCAUCCGCCGGAGAGCUUCGGAGAGAAGGGAAGAAGGGGAGAGAGAGAGAGAGAGAGAGAAAGUGCGGAGUUUGAUUGAACUUUGAUGGCGAUAUUCUCGUUUAAAACUGCCUCGGUGUGUGUGUGUGUAAAAAAAACAAUCCCAUGUUUGUGAUUCUCAUCUCUCUGGUGUGUCGGUGUGAAGUAUCUUCAUUGGGUUUAGUCUAAAAGCACAAAUGUUCCAGCCAGUGUCCACAGCGCCGAGAUGUGUGUCCCUCAGUAACACUCCUGUUAGCCUCUAUUUAUUGACAUUGUCUCUUUGUCAUUUUCCUGGUGAUUUAGCCCUGAAUUUAUGGCCCAAAGCCCUCGGCCACCGAAUGAAAAUACAUCUUGUAAAUACAGCUUUUUGUAAAUAACGCUUCAAAUAAAUGUCACGAUCUGAAACCAACA